AUGCGGCUCUUCCUGGCCGUUUUUCUCGCCUGCUCGGCUAUCACUUCAAGUCUGCCCAUUCCGACGAAUCUCGGUGCGGUUUUCUAUGAUUUUGAUAUGGUUUGUGAGAGUUGAGCCAUGAAAACGAGCCUUACUAGGAAGGACUAUGACUAGCCUCUGAAAUCGUUCGAAUUUUUGAUCUUGGCUUGAUGGACGUCCUGAAAUUUCCAAUUUUUCAAAAAAAUUGAGUUUUCAAGAUUCCAUAAGAGCUAUUUAAGCGGCGUUUGUUGUUUUUUUUUCAAUAUUUUUAUUUUUUCAUCAAGAGAGUUUAAGCUUAAGUUUAAGUUUAAGCAAUUUUCUGGAAAAUUCCACAAAAAAAAAUUUGAAAUAGCCAUCCCAGUUCAAAAAAGGAGUAAAAUAUAGCCCCAGAAUUAAAAAAAACUCCCAUUUUUCGUGUACUUUUUGAGUUGUGCUCCAUUGACAAAUUUAAAAAGUCCAAAUAAUAUUGAAAGGUUUCUGGGUUAAACUUUUCAUAUGAUUCCUAUCAAGUUUUUUUGAAUUUGAUUUUUCAUGAAAAAAAGUGUCGAAGUUUUUCUUUUUCUGGUUUCGAAAAUUCCAUUCUUUUUUUUGUUGGUUUUUCCUUUCUUAGUCCGGAAGUUCUAUUUUUAAAGAAAUUUGCGACCUUUUUGAACCCACAAGAACUCUUGAAAUUUGAUCAUAGAAACAUUUCGAAGAACGUUUUUUUGUUUUAUUCAAAUUCCGGACCUUCAAAACCAGGCGUUCGUUGAGCUUCCAAUGGAAAUUUCAUAGGGUUUCUCUUACUAUUUCACUUUCAUGUUAAUCAUAUCAUUACCGGCAAUAAUUGAGGUAUGGAAAAGUCCAGAAAUCCAACAAAUAACCUUUUUUUCAUGGUGCAAUCCCAUAAUUUCAUUUAAAUUGCUGUUUGUAAAAGUCUGCAAACUUUGGUUAAUUCUCACUUUUUUCUAUCGGUGGUAUGAAAAAAAGACCAACGAAAAUUCAAACGGCGACUUUUCCGAUUUUUUCAUAUCGCUAGGGAACUUUCCGACGGCCACUUUUCCGACGAAACUUUUUCCGACUUUUUUUCUCGAUAAACUCUUCGUUUUACAUAUUCCUAUAUAAAGUAGGUAAUUUGUUCAUAAUUAAAACACAAAGAAAUAAGAAAAAUGUUAAUAGAUGUUGUAUAAACCGAAAAAUAUAAGGGAAAAAAGUCGGAAAGGGAUCCGUCGGAAAGGUGGCCGUCGGAAAGUUCCCUAGCGAAAUGAAAAAAUCGGAAAAGUCGCCGUUUGAAUUUUCGCUGGUGUUUUUUUCAUACCUCCUUUCUAUCAGACGUUCAAAAUAUUCUAAUUGAAAGUAUUCUUUUCAUGAUUCAUAAAAUAAGAGCUUCCAUGCUCAAUGAACAGGGAAUUAGAGAAUUGAAAAUAGUUCUAUGAAAGAAGGAAAAAACUGGAAACAAAGUUCAGAGUAGGGCUUUGUUUCCCACAAGUUUGUAGGCGAAAACAGUGACGUUGGCGGUCGAGAAGUUCCGCUACAAGUUUCCGGAAAAAGCUGUCAUUUUGUAGGUGUACAGCUCAACAUUUUGAGCUAUAUGUCAUUUCUCAGAACUGACGAGGAUUGUUUGGAGUUCAGAAAUUGUAGUCCGAGCGAAAAUUCACCGUUUCUCGCAAUUCUAGCUCGUAAUUAUAAAAAAAGAUUGGCUGAAAAAAAACUGGAUGAUUUUUUGAAUUAUUUUAGGAAGUUUGAAAAUAAAGCGUUUAGAAUCGAUUUUCGAAAAAAAAUUUUAUUUUUACACCGCGCAAGCUUGUAAACAACGAAAAUUGAGAAUCUAGGAAGAUUUUGAUCAAAUUUGAAUUUUAAAAAAUCUUUUCAAGCUCUACAAGCAUUUUCUAGUGGAAGAGGUGUUACCAGCCAAUCAAGAACAUAUCAAAGCGUGCUUCUAGUAUCACUUAAGAGAACACUUUAGUCUCUUAAAAUUUUUUACUUGAAAGCUCGAUCCCAUAUUGUUUGAGUACACGAAUUUUCCAAGUUUUCCUAUAAUUUUUCAAAAUAAUUGCGAAAAAAGUGCCUCAAAGCUCUUAAUUUAUGAAACCUAUUUGAACAAGAAAGCUUUGGAAUUCGAAUUUUAUGAAUAAAAUAAAUUUUUUUACAAUGAAAGUUUGAAAAAAAUUACCAGAACUUUUGAUAAAUAAUCGAAAAAAAGUGUCUCAAAACGGAGAAACUUUGGAAUCUAAAGUUUAUAUUUUUUUAAAGAAAAAGCUUAUUUAUUCAGAAAAAUAGGCAAGCCUGAGAAAAAGCCGGAAUUUUUUCAGAAGAGCCGUCUUCCAACGAACCCUCGACAAAUGAGCCUUCGACGCUUUCCUUGCCACGAGAGCCGAAAGGCCGCAUCGACGCCAUGAUCGACGCCAACGCCGACGGCGAACUCGACGUCGACGAGGUCAAGUACGCCGCCUUCGUCCAUCACGGCUUGUCUUCUUCCGUCGUUGACGCCAUGUUCAAGCAGGUAUGGACCGCAGAAAAUGGAUACUCCGAAAAAUGUAAACUUCUCGAGCCAGUUUUUUGAUAGAUCCGAAAGAUCAUUGCGUUGGGGCUAAAAAAAAAUCACAUUUGAGCUUUUCCAACCAUUUUGAGUUCAGAUAAAGUUUCCGGGGCCCCCUACCAAACCUACUAGGAAAGAGCUAACUUUAUUUAGGUUUUAUUAUUCUUCUAAAAAUCUCUCUAGACUCCUUACUCAACAUUUUCUUGAUUAGUAAAUAAUAAUCUUAUUAGACUUUUCUUGUUCCCUUAAUCUCUUGGAGAUUUUAACUAAACAUUUUUGUUAUUAAAAUUUCCGUCGUUGACGCCAUGUUCAAGCAGGUUUGGACCGAUAAAAAUGGAAUCUUCAAGAAAUUUAAGUAUUUCGAGUCAGUUUUUCAGAUAGCUUUUUCAUUUCAAUUUUUUUGAAAAAAAUAUUAAAAUAUCUGAUAUUAAAAAGGUAUGAAAAAAGCCUUCAAAAUUAUUCUAGAAUUUUUUUCUGAAAGACCUGAAAAGUUUUCGAAUCAAUGUUCAUCUUCUAUGCUUUAAGAUCCAUUUUUCUUUAAUUUUUCUUCGGUAGACCCCGAAAAUGAGUAGUAGUCAUUAUUUUGCGCUUUUUUGGUUUUUUCCUUUCCUUUUCCAAUAUCUAUCAUUAAAAGUAUAAUAAUUUUCAAAAUUUCCAUGCCGUAUAAUUAAAAGUUGAAAAUAUGUUUUUUCUGAAGAAUUCUUCAAGUUUUUAACAAUAUAUUUACAUAAUUUUCUAUGAUAAGUUUAUUUUCGAUGACAUUUUUUUUUCGCUCUUCAAAGUCAGUUUUCUGCUUAAUCUCCAAGCUUUUUUGCUAUCCAUUUCUUGUCUCAUUCCAUUCAACUUUUACUUGUUCGCGUUUCGCGGCCCCUUUUCGGCUUUCCGAAAGGCUUCUGAUUUAUCACCCCAUAGUUCUUAUCAUGAAGCGACAAAGUUAGAAAAAAAAGAUCGGUUUAUCAUUGUCUCAAGCCAUUUUUAGUAGGUUUUGAGCAAAAUGGACAGUAUCUGCAAUUUCCUGCUUUUUUUUCCAUUGGUUGGCAAAAAUUUAAACUUCGGAGAAUAGAUAGUACGUGAAACGCAAUGAAGGAGUAAAAUUGGGUUUUAAGCAACGUUGAAACGGUUUUGUCAGGAUCAGCAAGAAAAAAGUUUUUUCGCUACGAACUGGUCGCAUUUGGAAUGGCUCACCGCGUUGCGGUUUCAGCUAGAAAUUUAGAAAAUGUACCUGAAGCAAUUCUCCAUGUGACCAAUCAAUUUAUUUGAAAUCAUUAUGAUUUUCGAUUGAAAAAACAGCCCCGUAGAAUCUUACUCAAAAUUUUCUUCAACUACAAUUUUUGUCUCUUUUUUCGAAAAAACCUUUCUUCCUACUGUAUCUUGAGCUUUCCAUGUGUCUCGCGUCACUGAUGAAUCAACUUUCAAAAAAAAAAAGUUCCCAGUGGGAAUCCCCACUUUUUUCAUUCCAAAGACCAAGUUCGAGUGAGAAGGGCGCGUGAUUUGUUCCCACGGAGGCCGUGGGGAAGUGAGCGGCUCCUGGAAUAAUUUGAGACUUUUUGAGAAGACCCAAUUAAAAAAUAAUUGGAAAAGGCUCUCAGGUCGACGCCAACAACGACGGGCUUCUGAAUGGACGAGAGUUUGAGAAUAUCCGGGGUCUCGUCUUGGAAAAAGCCGAAAAUGCGGCCCUUCGGUACCUGCAGGUUUAGUAGAAAAGUGUUGAAGCAAUUAUUUUUUGGAGAAAUGAAAUAAAAAGCAAUUUUUGAGGUUAUGUCCAAUUCAUGAGUUCUUUCCGAAGCAAGAAAGUUGGAUUAUAUAAAAAAUUCUUUAAAAGGAGCUUUUCGGACCUCGUUAACGUUAACGUUAAACGGUCCGGACGUUUAUGAGCCUUCCUAAUGACCCCUUAAGCGGCUUCAACACCUUUUAGUGAUCCCUUGAAGGUUUCAGAAACGUCUGGGACGUGCCCGAUUAGCGUUACUCAAGACUGAGUAGAUAUUAAAGUAAUAAUUGACUUUUAGGCCAAAAUUACCGAAAUAUUUGCACAUUCAGAACUUUUCUCCUUCAACUAUGCCUUUUUUCUAUCGAUCAAGUUUUAUAUUUUCAAUUCUUAUAAUUCUUAAAAUUUUCUGUCAUUGAGAGGAGCGAAAAUUAUUUUUCUAAAUUUUUUUCCCCCAAAAAUCGAGGUUUCGACUGAAAUCGAUCUUAUAUUAGGACCCAGUCUGAGGAUGAAUUUCAAUGAAAAAAGAUUUUUAGGGAUUGAAAAGUUGGUAUUGAAACAGCAAUCUCAGAUUUUUUGUAUGCAGGCGUUCCCGUAUUGCCUUUGGUCCGUCGAAAAAAAUUCAAAAGCUUAUGUUUUUUGAAAAUAUGCCAAAAAUGUCUCGGUUUAAUGACAACCUAUUAAAAUUGAUCUCAAUUUUGAUUUUUCAAUGCGGCCUUUCAUAUUACGGUAGUUUGAAAACGUCUUUUUGUUAUGAGAUUUCGAAAAAAAAGUUUUAGAAGUUUUAGGAUUUUUUUUCAACCUCCGAAAGUUAAAAAAAGAAUUUCUUAACUUCAAGAAGUUUCAAAAUGUUCCUUUUUCAAUUUCCAGAAGUUUUGAGAAAGUUGAAAGUUGUAGAACGUAGACACGGACCGGGACGGAGAGCUGUCCCUUCGCGAGGCGCAGACCUACCUCCUCAGGGAGUACGGCAUCGGGACGCGCGACGUCGAGAGAAUCUGGCUUCUCGUGACGCCGACCGUCCACGACCAUCUCAACGCCACAAUGUUCAGUCGACUCCGGAGACGGGUCCGCGGCAUGACCAUCAGACUGGCUCGGCAGAUCAUGAAGGUGAUUCGGGAAGGGGAUUCUUUUUCCCUGUUCACUUUUGUAAAGAUCGGCAAUAUUUUAGUGCUCAAAAAUCAAAAAGAUCACUAGAAAUUUAAUAUUUUUUUCAAUAUUUGAAGGUUUGGUUCAGAAAAUAAGGGUUUCAAGUCAAUUAUUUGAAAGUUUGUUUUGAGCAAGUUGAGGUCGAAAUUCAUUAUUCGAAAGUUUAGUUUUGAAAAGAGUUUUUUGAAGUUCAAUUAAAAGAAAUCGAGUUUUGAUUUUUCAAGAUCUUAAGACUUAAAAAUUGAACUAAAAGGGAAAAAAAUGGGAAUAAUUUUUCGUUUUCUGGAGUCAAGAGACAUCAAAGAAUUUCUGAAAAUUUAUUUUUCAAAUUGACAUCGGAAAUUGUCUCAACCACCUUGGAGGAAGUGUGGACCAUAUAGUGAGAAUAGAAAGUUCGAAAAAAUUGAUUGUGCUUAAGAUAAUAUUAAUAGAAUAUAAAUAGAAUAUAAAUACAAAUUCUGAAACACAAACGUCAUGACGCAAAUUUUUUAAGAAGAGAUUUUUUUUUUCUCAUGACGAUGGCCAUGAAAAAGUCUAGAAAUAUAUUUCAUUGUGGGAAACUUCCUGAAACUAAUUUAGAGGUCUCAAAAAAGACCGAGCCUGAGUGACAGUUGGCCAGAAGACUUAAAAAAAAAGAUCCUUUGAAAAAAUGCGAAUUCUUUCAUCAAGUAGUUUGUUUAAGGGGUUUUCAAAGGAAUUUGGGAGAUAAAAACGAGGUUUUAGGUGGGAGAUGUAAAAACCACGCACUAUCUGUUAUUUUAUCGUGUCAGGACCAUUUUUUAGAUGGCUCGAGACAGCCUCAAAGUGGAUAUACUGAAAAAUUUUUCGGUGGCCACUUUAGGGUUUUGACGUUUAGUGGCCACUAUAGUAGUCAAAUUAGUGGCCACUUAAGAGGUCUAAGUGCUACUACUAGACCACUAAAAAUUUUAGUGGCCACUUUAGGGAUCAAUUGAUCAACAUAACUGGUCCAAUCUGUUUGUUUAAAAAUUAUCAGAGUUACUGGAAGGAAUACUGGAUGAAAAAUAUUGAAGUGACCACUAAAUAGAGAAACUUAUAGUGGCCACUAAAACGGAAAAUAGUGGCCACUAUAGAGGUGGGUUUAGUGGUCCCUUUAGUGUCCUCUCGCCUCUAUAGUGCCCACUAAACAUUUUCCCAGAGUGAUCAAGAUUCGACUUGCAGUCGGCCGACAGCAACGGCGACGGUCACAUCUCCGUGGAAGAAGCCCAGGCGGUGGCCUUCGAACAGGAAGGAAUCGGGGCCGGAGACGUCGCUCAGAUGGUGAUGAGCGUCGACGAGAACGGCGACGGCGAACUCAACGCCCCGGAAUUCGCCGACUUCGAGCGGAUCGUCAGGGCCAGGGCCGUCGAGAACAGCAAGUUCGUUCAAAAAUCAUGAAUUUUAUAUUCUUUUUGGUUGAUACGAAGGAAUGAUCUGUUUGAUGAAGGUUGAGUUUAGAAAAGUAUUUGAAACAGUAAAGUAUGGGAAAAAUUAUUUUAAGUUAUUGGCUUGCGAAAAAUGAAGAGUUAACUUUUUAACUACAAAUGUAUAAUUUUCCUUUCACUUUUACACCGAAUUUCUUUUGGAUUGUCAAAAUUAGAAAAUGUGUUUUUAAGAGCUUUUUUUGCUUUUCCUAAUGAAAAUACUGUAUUCAGUUCAGUUCCACUUACAAGGGAUUUUCUGAAAAUUAGUCAGAACGCUCCUUGAUGUACCAGAAGACGAUUCUGAUAGUUUUAACCUGCCCAACUUCCACUUUUUUGAGAAAAGACGCUUCAAAGUCAAAGAAAACCCUCAAAAUAUAUUAAAAGGGGCUAUUUUAGGGGUUCAGGUCUUUAUUUCUCUGCAGGUUGUGAUUUUCAAAAUCUUCAUCUGGUACAACAAGGAUUGUUCUGGCUUAUUCUCAAGAAAUCCCCAAACGCAAUGGAAAAUGACCUUCCUUGUUAGGAACUCCAGAGUGGCCCCUAUAGGGGAAACUUGAGGGGCUUUUUUUCCCCAAACCCCUAUAGGGACCACUUUGUCGUUCCUGAGAAUGUCAGUGAUAACAACUAUAAAUUUCUUUUGAUCAAAAAGUUUUUCAGAAAAGCGAUGCGCGUCGUGGAUUCUGACGGGAGUGGUACCGUGACGCUGGAAGAAGCCAAAAAUAUUGCUUUCGAACAUUACGGUUUCAAUGAAGAGGUUUAUUAAUCUUCAUCUUCUGGUAGAUCUCUCAACUUCAGACAUUGGCUCCAUUCUUCGCCCAAGCCGACGAAGACGAAGACGGACAGUUGGAUUCCGUCGAAUUCGCCGGUUUCCGUUCCGUUAUUCGGGCCAGAUCCGUCAAGGAUGCUGUCCAGAGGAUGAAGGUUCAUGAUUUUCUGAAAUUAGUGAAAUUCAGUUAGAAACCGGUUUUUCCUGUUUCACAUUCAUUGUUAAAGUUCGAACAAAUAUUUUGAGAUUAAUACUUCCAACUAAUUUUUUUCUUCAGAAAUACAAGAAUGAAAAUAUUCAUGAUUACUUUUCUUGUGAUAAUUCAGAGGAGAAAGUAUUUUAACUAAAAAAAAACUUAUUAUAAACGUUUUCUGUGAUUUUAUUAGGAAUUCAUUCAGUUAGAGGGAUUAAAAUGUUUUAUGAUUUUUUAUCUCUGACUCUCCAAAAUUUAAUCAUAUCUUCUCACUCUCUGACCACAUCUGUUUGGCACACUGUAGGUUCAAAUUGUGCAUACACCAAUCGCGGUUUUUGGGCGAUAACAUCGUUAAUAACGAGUUUUUUGUGAACGAAUUUGAAGAAACGCAAGUAGAACAUUCAAUGAUACAAAUCAAGUUUUUGCAAACGCUAGCAAGCCUUAAAAAUGGCCUAAUUUGGGGUAUGCAUCUUUAGUAAGUGAAAAAAAUUUUUUUCUGUAAUUUUUCAUCUUUUAUUGUCGGAAAUAGCCAUGUUCAUUUUAUUGAACAGAAAAAAUGAUCGAAAAUGGUCUAGUAUGGUCGCCGGAGACGGCGCAGUGCAAACCGGACGGGUCCCUGUAGGUCUGAACUGCUGUGUGACGGCUGUUUUAAAUUUCGCGGCAUUACUUUGAAAACAGCGUCACUUCUCUGUUUCUGAGAUGUUUUUUAAGAAAACAAAAGUUCCAAUUUCCAAUUCAAUAGUAUCAGCAGCUCCUUUCUAGGAGAUCGACUUGGACGGCGACGGACUCGUCUCGCUGCAGGAGGCCGUCGAGGCGACCAAAGCCGAAGACGAUAUGGACACCCAGGAAAUCCUUGCUCUGUUCAACAUUGCUGAUCAGGUUCGUUUCUAUCCCGGAAAGCCUUUUACCAGUUUUUUUUAAAAAUAGGAACGCCCGAGUGAUCCCUAUAGGGACAAAGUUUGCAGCUCUUGAAGGUUCCCCUCUAGGGACCACGUUGAAGCUUGCAAAAGUGGUCACUCUAGGGGAGCAUGCUAGUCCUUUAUUUUUUAUGAACUUGAAUAGAUUGAUUUUUGUUAAAUACGUAUUUUAAGUUUUCAAAUGUAAACAAAAACUCGAUAGUCAUCCAUAGAGACCUCCUAAAUUUUACCCCUCUAGGGAGCACUUUCUCGGACCCUUUUUAGAGGGAAUUUCACGAGCUUGUAAGAUUUACUGGGAGGAAAUCAAGUGGUUACUUAAGAGGUUGUUCCAAAUUUAUUUAUUUCACUCAAACACAAAAAUACAGAGUAUUAGAAAAGGAAGAAUUUGAGUAAAAGGGAACCCGAUAUAAAAACGCCCUAACGAGCGAUUUACCGGGAUGGGGCUUGUUAGAAAUUUCUUCUUGGGGUUAUAGCUCUCUGAUUAGCUUAUUACGGUGUAUGGGGCGGAGCUUGAGAGAUGAAUUUGUAUUAAAAAAUUUGAGAUUGCAUAAAAUAUUUGUGUCUCUUGAUUCGAAUAAUUAAACUUGAUAUUGAUGUCCAAGAAGUUUUCUAGUUGAUAAGAAUUUCAAAAUUAGAGAAACCCUUCAGAACAAGAGCGGCCGUCUGGACAAGGUCGAACUCGCCGACUUCAACCGUCUCGUCAGACUGAGCUCGAUCAAGUUCGCGACGGACCACUUCAAGGAGUUCGACCUGGACCGCGACGGCGCCGUCACCUUCGGCGAGAUCAGUCUUCUCAUCGAACAGAAGUACGGCAUCUCGACUGACGUCAUCCAGAGCUUCUUCAACGACAUCGAUGCCGACGCGUCCGGAGACCUGACUCCUGCGGAAAUUGUCGACUUCCGGUCGGUUUCUCAUCUUUGAAGCCUUCCAAAAUACUCUUUCAGACACCUCAUCCGACGACUCGUCGCCAAAAAGAAGGACGAAAAGGUGCUUUAAAACUUGUUUUCUUCUCAUUUCAUUAACACGGCGCUUGUAUAUUUACUUUUUUCUAAUAAUAAUAAAGAGGUGAACUUUUUGCUUGGUAAUUGGUCUGGUUGGGGGAAAAAGGCUAUUUUUUGGUUAGAAACUGAUAAUUGAGCGAGUAACUUUCGAUCAAUUUUCGGAAGUUUUUUUUUUUGUAUGCGUUACUUUUUUUUGUUUUAGUUUAUGUAUAAUCACUGAUAAAAACGAAAAAAAAAAUUCAAAAAAAUAAAAAGAAACUUUUUUUGGCGUGAGAUAUGGAGUUUUGUCUGCAGAUUUUUGCGCAAUGUUCUGCGGGCAGUACAUUUUAUCUGACGUCAUUUUUUCAGAAUUUAAAAAUUGCAUAAUUUUUUCUAAAUUCGCUUCCUGUUGAUUAGAGUAUACCAUCCGGAAGUCUGAUUUUUUUCAAAGCACUAAAAUUUUUGGCGUUGUGAAAUAACCGCCGAAAUGUUCAACAAAAAUUUGUUUCGCCUAGUUUUCACACAGUUUUUUUUUGCAUGCUUUGCUUAUACUUAUAACCUCACUGCACAACUCAAACACCUUGAAGUGACCCCUAUAGGGCAGAACUCCUCACUAAACCCUUAUUUUGUGCAACCUCUCACAGUGUCUGAGAACCUUCACUUUCAGCAGAAUGAAAUGACGUCACAAGAGGCCACUAACAUCACCGAACUUCCCACGAGCACGACCUCACUCGCACCUCCACCCACACUGCUCACCACUUCUCCCGAAAUGCACGAAGACACGCAGAAGCCGUCGACGACGAUGACGUCAUCGACGCACGCACCCACCGCACCCAGCAGCAGCAGCACGACCACAGCCACCACGACGCCUUCUGAACUCGGCGAGGACGGCAUCGCCAACGACGUCAUCGCUCAGGAUAUCGUCACCGUGAAGAUGGUACCAACGACUAAGGUAGUCUUGAAGAGUUGGCAGAUGACGUGAAGAUUCUUUAGGCUACUGAGAAGCCGACGACGUCGACUACAACGACUACAACGACGACGACGAGAAGGCCGAGGACCACGACGACAGCGCCGACAGAAGAAGAAGAAGAAGUUGUGGAAGAAGUGGAAGAGGAAGAAACGACGACGGUCGCUCCGAAGAGGCAUUCGAAGCCCAUGAAGACGUCAACGACGACGACAGAAGCCCCGGUGGAGAAGAUCGUCGAGAUCGUCUAUGAAGACGCCGGUGAGAACAAGAUGACGUUUCGGUUUCAAACCGACUAUUCAAUGAAAAUGAGUUUCCUCUUGCUAAUAAAUAGACAUAAUUUUCGGCACCUCGGAACUAUUUGGUCGCAUUUUUCAAAUAAGUCUUGAAAAUAAUUCAAAUGACGAAAAAUUCGGUCAGAUUAACCUCAUUUCAUUGUUAGAAUAUUAUGCUUACGUGUGUCUUCAAUUUUUUUAAUUUUUUUAAUUUAUAGGAUAAUUUUUUUAUACUUUGAAAAAAAGGGGCAUUAGAAAUUCGAAAUCGGGUACAAACUUUGAUGGAAAAAUUGGAAAAGAAAGAUGACUCUACAGUUUCAAAAGUUUUAUUUAGGUAAUCCUCCUCUUGUGAGAAGAUCGCAAUUUGGUUGGUAUGAAAAAAAACACCAGCGAAAAUUCAAACGGCGAUUUUUUCAUAUCGCUAGGGAACUUUCCGUAGAAUCUUUUUCCGACUUUUUUUCCCUCAUAUUUUUCGGUUUAUAAAAUAUCUAUAAAAUUUUUUUUUCCUAUUUCUUUGUGUUUUAAUUAUGCACCAACUAUCUAUUUUAUAAAGGAACAUUUAAAACGAAGAUUUUAUCGAGAAAAAAGUCGGAAAAAGAUUCGUCGGAAAAGUGGCCGUCGGAAAGUUCCCUAGCGAUAUGAAAAAAUCGGAAAAGUCGCCGUUUAAAUUUUCGCUGGUCUUUUUUUCAUACCACCGCAAUUUCCAAAACGCAGAAUGCGGAACUCUAAAAAUUUCAUGUUUCGAAGUGGAUUACGAAAUGAAUCUUUCUUCACUUCAAUUAAUCUGAAAGGUUCAAUUUUUUGGAAACAGAAGAAAGGUUAUAAUAUUUUGUGACAGAGAUUAAGAGAAAACAAGAAAUUUGAAUAAUUUUCCAUAAGUUCCAGACGGAAAACGACACUCAGCCCCGUCGAAAAACCAAGGCGACGUCUCCUACGAGGAGGUCGUCGAGUACGUCGACGCCAACUGA
Caenorhabditis auriculariae is the source of this 11865-nucleotide messenger RNA. The record is from the annotation of a GenBank genome assembly. Lineage: Eukaryota; Metazoa; Nematoda; Chromadorea; Rhabditida; Rhabditidae.